Messenger RNA from Lodderomyces pseudojiufengensis, 1668 nucleotides. Its product is annotated as anaphase promoting complex subunit 4. Bases 1 to 1668 code for a protein of 555 amino acids. Gene Ontology annotation, cellular component: anaphase-promoting complex; nuclear periphery. The transcript has a single exon. Gene Ontology annotation, molecular function: protein binding. Gene Ontology annotation, biological process: protein K11-linked ubiquitination; positive regulation of mitotic metaphase/anaphase transition; anaphase-promoting complex-dependent catabolic process. Lineage: Eukaryota; Fungi; Ascomycota; Pichiomycetes; Serinales; Debaryomycetaceae. The record is from RefSeq and is a predicted model, not a curated record.
AUGAAAAACUCGUCACUCUCCAUCAUUCAUACUGGUAAAUUCCCAUUUGCAAAUGAUCCUAAUUCAAUCUUGGUAUGGUGUCCCAAAAUGAAUUUGAUAUUCAUAUCAAUGAAUAAAACUUCAAUUUGGUGUUAUAGAGUUGAUGGAGAAAGAAUAUAUUCUAUAAAUAACAGAUCAGUUAUCAAGUCAAUUGCAUUUUUUGAUAAUCUAUUUUGUUUAUCCGGUGUUGAUAGUCUAGUCAAGAUAUAUGAUUCAAAUGAUGGAAAAUUGGUCAAAAUUUUGAAUAAUGAGUACGAUAAUAUUCAAUUCAUAAAUUGGGUUGAAACAGCAUACAACUUAGAAGAUGAAUUAAUUUCAAACCUACCGAGAAUUCACUCAAUAUCAUCCAGUCUUAACUACUUAGUUAUCAAUGACAAGAACUCCAUAAACUUGUGCUUCAACAAACUGUUGAACAUUCGAUAUCCCCUAUCGUCACAUAUAACACAACAACUUUCGAAAGAGUUAUUUCAACAAAUUUACCUUGAUGACAAAAAUAAUCUAAUAUCUGUAAAUAUCAAUACGUCAUCAAAAAAGCUAUACGUUAAACUGGUUUUAAUGGUUUGUCAAAUCAUUGAGUAUUUAGAGCAUAUGAAUAAUACUAUUGUCAAAAUCGAGGAAGAAUUGAAACCAUUUUUAACAUUAUUUGACCGGUACCUUUCAAAUUUGAAUGAUGAAGUCAAUGGAAACUUAAUCUCAGUACUAAAUGAUAUGUUGUUGACCAACAUUAUACCAGAAUCUACAAAAGACUUUUGGUGCAAUCAAUUUGGUGAAAGAGGAUAUAAAAAAAUAAUUAAAUCAUUAGAGUCAAUAUAUGACGAUUGUGAGAAAAGAAUAUUUACUUAUUCGGCGGCACCAAUUGAGAGGAUAAUAAUAUUGUUGAACAAUCUAACAGGUAUUUGUAAGUGGAAAAAUGUCUUGGGUUUAAACGUGACUGACUUAGUUUCAAUUAUGCAAAGAUGUCAAAACUCCUUAAAAUCAUUUUACCGGUUAAUAUGGACUUUGAAAGACGAGAAGUCUAAAAUUGCGGAGUUCAUUAGUUGGUGGAAAACUAUACUCGAUAUGUUGAAUGAUCAAGAGUUUACAAGAAAUUAUUCAACCUCAAAUUUAAUCGAAUAUAUAAAUACAAACUUACUUCGAUCAGAGACUUUGAAUUACUUUCGUUACGAUCUAGACUUGAUUAAACCUGCUGACUUUCAAUCUACAUUGUUGGAAAAGCAUUUAGAAACCGAAAACAUCUUUAGUAGGAUUUUACAACAAAUCAAUACUCAUCAUCAAUCGAUCGUAACUGUUAAAUAUUCAAGGACUUUAAAAUUGAGUAAUACAAAUUUGAAAAUAAGUCAAUGGGAUGACAAAACAGUAAUAACAUACAUUGACGAGUCAAACAAUUUAAUACUAUCAACUCCAGAACAAGAUUUCGCGAAAAUCCCCAAUGUUUUAGCAUAUGAACACAGAUCAAAAGAUUUAAUAGCAUUGACUAAAGAGCACCUUUUAAUUGUUGAUACAUCUUCAUCUAUACCUUUCAAUCUACCGGAGUUAUCAUUUGAACCAAAAAAAGUCAAAUCAAAUAAAUCUUAUGUAUGUUUAACCGACAAAAUGAAUUCCGACUACGUGAUUUUGAAAGUAGAAUGA